Molecule: messenger RNA, 2843 nt
Organism: Oncorhynchus nerka (sockeye salmon)
Lineage: Eukaryota; Metazoa; Chordata; Actinopteri; Salmoniformes; Salmonidae
Product: protein YIPF1-like
Exons: 9
Coding region: 331-1236 (301 amino acids)
Biological process (GO): vesicle-mediated transport
Cellular component (GO): Golgi apparatus; membrane
Molecular function (GO): small GTPase binding
Source: RefSeq, a predicted model, not a curated record
UGUGUACAUAAGGUGACGUGGAACAGGCGAGUGAUAAUGAGAAUUUAGUGCACCGUAGUUGAAAUUAACACCAUUAGCUAGCUAGUUUAUUCAGACAUCCAACGCAGUACACAUUAAACAUUUUUUUAAACUAUGUGCUGCUGCUGUUAGGUGAGUUUAUAUUGAGAUAUAAAGCGAGACAACAGUGCUAGCUCGACAGCUGUCAGGCUAGCGAGGUGGUCGUGUCAGCACUGCUAACAUAGCUGACUGGCUCGCAUUGCGGAUACAACACAACAGAACCUCCUGCGACAAACAGGUUUUGCAUGUGGUGGUCAUCUUUCCAGAGUUACCAUGGCGAGUCCAGAUGAUCUGAAGUUCCAAGAGUUUGAGGAGGCCACUGACCUAUUGUUAGCAGACCCUGGGGCCUCCACCCUCAGUAUGUCUGGCUCCAGCAGUACGGCCCCGGCCGGUGCCACUGGGGACAUCAAACUGGACAUGUCCGAUGAUGAGGGACAGGAGGAGAGUUCAGAGCUCCUAAGAGGGGAGAAACAAACUAGCGGUUUCUGGACCUUUGAGUACUACCAGUCGUUCUUCAAUGUGGAUACAAUGCAGGUGCUGGACAGGGUCAAGGGGUCGGUGAUGCCUUUACCAGGACGGAACUUCAUCAAACACACCCUCCAGUCGAGUCCGGAUUUAUAUGGUCCCUUCUGGAUCUGCGUGACGCUGGUGUUCUCUCUGGCCAUCAGUGGAAACCUGUCCACCUUCCUGAAAUCUCUGGGGAGCCCCCAUUACCACUACAGACCCCAGUUCCACGGAGUGACAAUAGCUGCAGUAGUGAUCUUCCUGUAUGCCUGGCUGGUGCCCCUGGGUGUAUGGGGUUUCCUGACCUGGAGGCAGAGGGAGGAGAGGCAGCAAAGUGGUUACUCCUUCCUGGAGACAGUGUGUGUCUACGGCUACUCCCUCUUCAUCUACAUCCCCACCUCAGUGUUGUGGAUCUUACCAUUCGAAUGGCUCCGAUGGCUCCUCAUCCUGGUCGCCAUGGUGAUCUCUGGGUCGGUCCUGGUGCUCACCUUCUGGCCUGUCGUCCGCGAUGACACCAAGGUGACUGCUUUUGCCACCGUGGCAACAAUCGUCGUUCUCCAUGCGCUGCUAUCAAUUGGCUGCAAGAUGUAUUUCUUCCAGACAGCGACUCGCACACCAGUUCCUACACUCGCAUCCAACCACACAGCAGCAAUAUUGACCAACAAGACCCACUGACCAAGAGGAACCAGAGGGAGGGAGAUGUGUCAAUGUUUGAGACAUCUGGGGAAUCUGAAAGGACUAGAUAAAAGGUUGUUUUUGUUACCUACUCUGUGAGCAUUGGAAGAGUAGCUAGCUGGCUAACCACCAAACGGAUGAUAGUCAAUGGCGAAAUCGCUAACUACAUUGUUGUCGUGUGUGUCGAGAGGGAACGUUGGAUGAAAUCAGUUUGACACCUGUGUGGACGUUGUUUUUAGCUCCGUGGGUCACACAUGAUCCAGUCCUUUCAGAUCAGAGAAGGGGACGUAGCUCCUGCAUACUCCGAUGCUCUAACCAAUAAUAAGGAUAUAGAGGACUGACAAGUGGUCAAAGGUACCCAUAACGUUGUGGAGGUUCUGGAUGUGUGAGCCCUACUCUAGUACAUUAUGGACUUAACUGGAUCAGCAGCCCAUUAAAAGUACUGUGUAAUUGACUACAUAUGUUAUUACAAAGAGAAGGGACAAGGAUCUAGGUCUAUGAGUAAACAAAUUAUGGGUUAUGAGGAUUGCAUUGGGGGGAAAUGUCUUGCUUAUGCUGCAGAAAUGAUUCCGCUAGCCUCCCGGGUGGCGCAGUGGUUAAGGGCGCUGUACCAUCAGACUCUGGGUUCGCGCCCAGACUCUGUCGUAACCGGCUGCGACCGGGAGGUCCGUGGGGCGACGCACAAUUGGCCUAGCGUCGUCCGGGUUAGGGAGGGCUUGGCCGGUAGGCAUGUCCUUGUCUCAUUGCGCACCAGCGACUCCUGUGGCGGGCCGGGCGCAGUGCGCGCUAACCAAGGUUGCCAGGGGCACGGUGUUUCCUCCGACACAUUGGUGUGGCUGGCUUCCGGGUUGGAUGCGCGCUGUGUUAAGCAGUGCGGCUUGGUUGGGUUGUGUAUCGGAGGAUGCAUGACUUUCAACCUUCGUCUCUCCCGAGCCCGUACGGGAGUUGUAGCGAUGAGACAAGAUAGUAGCUACUAAAACAAUUGGACACCACGGAGGGAGAAAAAGGGGCAAAGAAAAAAAUUCCGCUGUAAAUUCUGCACUUGUAUAUUGUAAUAAAUCAAUAUUUAUUAUGGAGAAGUUGGGUGCACUAAAAAACACGAGGAAGCAUAUGAUAUCUGCUCUAACCAGCUCAGUUCUGUCAUGUCAGUGCAGAUAGAGACCAAGGAAAGGAGUUCUUUGAACUUGAAAUCCUCAGCUGCAGUCUGAUCUUGAGAUGAGGGAAAUGCUGACUAAUGUACUAAUACAGGGGUAGCCAACCUUAUCCAUAAAAGUGCAUAUUUUUGUUCCAGCCAAGCAAAAACACCUGAUUCUACAAUCAGACGAGUUGGAUCAACAGGUAUGUUACAGCUUGGCUGGAACCAAGGCCUACUACACCCACACCAACCAUCUGCGGGUGAGGUUGUAUACCUCUGAGAUUGAAAUGGGUUGUUCUAGAACUCAAACCACUCCUAUGACCUGGAACGUGUAGUACUGUGCUGACUAAUGUAUCCACACAACUUUUUCUUUUUGUAGAUACUUGUAAAAGGGUUUGUCAGUGUAUUUAAUUAUUCUUUCCUCUUUGUUCAGACUUCUGGGUUUGUGUGAAUAAACUGUCAUUCCAGUCAA